Messenger RNA from Cooperia oncophora, 1200 nucleotides. Lineage: Eukaryota; Metazoa; Nematoda; Chromadorea; Rhabditida; Trichostrongylidae. The record is from the annotation of a GenBank genome assembly.
AUGUUACGCUUCUUCUCGUGUCACUUCUCUACGCUGCUCUUGGAGGAUGGAUUAAUCACUGUGAUCAGGUACAGCGACCAUACUAUCGACGACACCAUACUGUUAGAAAGCGCUAAAACAAACUUCACGCGCUUUGUGGCUUCAUUGAAUUCGCCUCGAGGUCCAAUCCUGGAGGAAAGGUUUACCCGUUUCGUUGACGACUUACACGAGAUCUACGCAAGAACUCCUUUUCAGUGGAGCCGUGAUUUCACCGGGUCCAUACACAAUCAUCCGUUGUCUAAUGUCACAUGGAAUCUGUUCUUCGCUGCCACAACACUCACAUCCAUAGGUUACGGCACUGAUGCUCCAGCCUCUCCUGUGGGACGAAUAUUUUGUCUUGUUUAUUUGUUUUUUGGAAUACCUCUCUAUCUCAUUACCCUUGCAGAUCUGGCAAAAUUCUGCACCGAAUUCAUGAACAAAAUUUAUAUCGACAUUAUAAAAUGCAAGUACAGAGUGAGGCGGAAAUACAGGAGAUGGAAGUAUGGACGAGGUCGACGCGAUUCCAUCAAGAUUGGGCAGGUGAUCAUUGCAGGCGGAGAAGACGAGGUGGCUGAAUUCUUAUGGACACAUUUAGAACAUGCUCAGUUCGUGGAAAUCCCAUUUCUUCUGAUUAUUGGUGUUUUGCUCGUCUAUAUUGCUUUUGCCUCGUACAUAAUUUCGAUAAUCGAAGGUUGGCGGAUUUCUGAUGGGUUCUACUUUAUGAUGAUCAGCGUGUUAACAAUUGGCUUUGGUGAUCUUGUGCCUCGUAACGAAACUUUCAUACUUCUGGUGUUGUUUCUGAUACUUGUGGGUUUGGUACUUACGACGACUUGCAUAGAUGUCGUCGGAGCAUACUAUAUUGAUAGGCUGCACUUCUUCGGCAGAAGGCUGGACGACGAUCCUCUUUCUUGGCUAAAAGAAGUGCAACAGCGACGAAUCGAGGCUAUGAAGAGAGAAGCCAUGCGUAAACUUUUCGAAACGGUCACUGCGCUGCAUCACAUCCGUUUCACAGACUGUCCAGGGAGCCCUAGGAAUCUCAUCGCUUCUCAUGCAACAGCCGAUUCAGUACUUUUGAGAUGGAGUCCGCCACUAUAUGUGGACGAAGGGAAGCGCUAUUGGUACACACUCACCUACAAGCCAAGGUUUAUAGCUACAAUGUCUCCAAAAAGCAGCUUUUUAUAA